Lodderomyces orthopsilosis Co 90-125 is the source of this 1722-nucleotide messenger RNA. RefSeq lists its product as uncharacterized. Lineage: Eukaryota; Fungi; Ascomycota; Pichiomycetes; Serinales; Debaryomycetaceae. The coding region runs from base 1 to 1722 and encodes 573 amino acids. The transcript has a single exon. The record is from RefSeq and is a predicted model, not a curated record.
AUGCCUCCAAAGUCAGCUUCAAGCCCAUUUGAUGACAAGCAAAAGGUGUUUGCCAAAAUGCCGGGAUAUCCUUGGUGGCCAGCUUUCAUUACACCAGAAGAAUAUGUUCCAAAACAAGUUCAGAGAGCCAAGAAGAAAGGUACUCCAUAUUGUGUGAUAUUUAUACCGGAUGGUGAUUUUUAUUGGUCUACAGAAAAAGGACUAAAAGAGUUCAAGCUAGAAAAUAGUGCCAAGGAUUUGAAAAAGCUAGAUCCGAAGACCAUUUCCAGAUUGAAGGAUGUGAAGUAUUUGAGAAAGAGGUUAACUUCAAUACCAAAGAAGCAAGCAUCUUUCCCUGAAGCGAUAGCUGCAUCUGAAAAUUUAGCUUUUGAUGACUUUAUAACCAUUUUCCAAGAGGAAGGUGACGAAGCUGAGGAGGAAAAAGAAGAAGAUGAAGACGAAGAGGUGGAAGAAGAAGACGAAGUGGAGGAACUUGAUGAAACAGUGAAGAAAGCUGCCCCCCUCAAGAGUCGAAACAGGUCUGAAACCAAGGGAAGAAGAUCAAGCCGCACACAAGAUAUUGAAGAUGAAGGGGAGGAUGGCGACGUUGAAGAUCAAUACCAAGAGGAGAUUCCAAAGAACAAGAAGAAGAGGGGCUCAGUCGUACAAGCAUCAACAAAUGGUAAGAAAAGGAAACUGACGGACUCCACUGCGAAAAAAGAGCCAGAAGCGGAAUCGAAUAAGAAACCCAGAUUGGAAAACUCGAGUGAUGAAGAUACUGCCAACGCCGCAGGUGCAGCUGCAGCCUCAAUUAAAUCAGGUAAAGCCCCGGUCAACGAUGAAGAGAAACAACACCAGUUAUAUUUGUGUCGAAUCAAAUUACAAAGAACAUUGAUACAGAGAGAUAUAGAAAAAACACCUCCAACAGCCGAUGAACUACUGCUUGUCCGUUUAAUUUUGUAUCGAUUGGUUAAUUUUCCGGUUGACAAGGAACUUUUGAAAAAGACUAAAUUAUACAAAGUUAUGAGAUACAUCCUCAAGAACCCUGAUUUGGAAUAUUCGGAUAGUUUCAAGUUACAUGAACUUUGUAAAGAGAUUCUAGAGAAAUGGGAUCCAUACAUUCAACAGAUAUUGUAUGAAAAAGAGCAAUCUAAUGAAAAGAAUACCAACUCCAAUUCCAGAUUGUUGUCAGUAAAGAAUGGAGGAUCAGGGUUUAAUGAUGAUUCGGAAGUUAGUGGUAUUGAACAAAGUUUACCAGAGAUUGAGCAAUCAAAAGAUGAGGGAUCUGAAUCAGUAGAGAAGAAAGUUGAUGAGCGAGAAUCUGCCAAGAAGAAGACGGAAAGUGAUGUACCUGUGAAGAAAGAAAUAGAAGAUGCAAGUCAAGAAACUAACAAGGAGAAUGCUGUAAAUGGCGUUGAGGUGGAAAAGGGAGAUUCAGAGUUGCAAGCAAACCUGGAUGAUAAACAAACUAGCCAACUCGGUGGUGUCAAGCCGGAGAAUGUAACUGAAAAUAUUGUUGUAACCGGAGAAGCUAAUAACAAAGACGAGGCCAAAGAAACUGAGAUUACGGUUGACACAAUUAACACGGGAUCUAAGGAUGACAGCGUCAAGACUGGAAGUCAAAGCGAAAGUGUUGCGACAAAAGAAACAACAGCUCCCACCGAAUCAGUAACUGAAGCACAUUCCGUCUCUAAUGAUGUGGACCAAGCUGCAGCAGCUGUCAGUGCUCUUGCCAACUCAUAG